Pan troglodytes (chimpanzee) is the source of this 381-nucleotide messenger RNA. It is a transcript of the gene H4C6, whose product is annotated as H4 clustered histone 6. Gene Ontology annotation, cellular component: nucleosome. The record is from RefSeq and is marked validated. The transcript has a single exon. Gene Ontology annotation, molecular function: DNA binding; structural constituent of chromatin; protein heterodimerization activity. The coding region runs from base 1 to 312 and encodes 103 amino acids. Lineage: Eukaryota; Metazoa; Chordata; Mammalia; Primates; Hominidae.
AUGUCUGGUAGAGGCAAAGGUGGUAAAGGUUUAGGAAAGGGAGGCGCCAAGCGCCAUCGCAAAGUGCUGCGUGACAACAUACAGGGCAUCACGAAGCCCGCCAUCCGUCGCUUGGCCCGACGCGGCGGCGUGAAACGCAUUUCGGGCCUCAUUUAUGAGGAGACCCGCGGUGUUCUUAAGGUGUUCCUGGAGAAUGUGAUACGGGACGCCGUAACCUACACGGAGCACGCCAAGCGUAAGACAGUCACUGCAAUGGAUGUUGUCUACGCGCUCAAGCGCCAGGGACGCACUCUGUACGGCUUUGGUGGCUGAGCCUCACCCCGGCUUUUUAUUUAACAGCUCACCCACAAAAGGCCCUUUUCAGGGCCACCUCCUUCGUCA